CGAGUUGCCCGUGUGUGUGAGCUGCAGCCAGAGGAUCUGUGAUGACCAGUACCUCCAGGCCCUGAAUGCUGACUGGCACGCAGACUGUUUCAGGUGUUGUGAGUGCAGUGCCUCCCUUUCACACCAAUACUACGAGAAAGAUGGGCGGCUCUUCUGCCAGAAGGACUACUGGGCGCGGUAUGGCGAGUCGUGCCAUGGGUGCUCGGAGCACAUCACCAAGGGGCUGGUCAUGGUGGCUGGGGAGCUAAAGUACCACCCCGAGUGCUUUAUCUGCCUGACGUGUGGGACCUUCAUCGGUGACGGGGACACCUACACGCUGGUGGAGCACUCCAAGCUGUACUGUGGACACUGCUACUACCAGACCGUGGUGACCCCUGCCAUUGAGCAGAUCCUGCCCGACUCCCCUGGUUCACACCUGCCCCACACCGUCACCCUCGUCUCCAUCCCAGCCUCAACCCACGGCAAACGUGGUCUCUCUGUGUCCAUCGACCCACCUCACGGCCUACCAGGCUGCGGCACUGAGCACUCCCACACCGUCCGCGUCCAGGGAGUGGACCCAGGCUGUAUGAGCCCAGAUGUGAAGAAUUCCAUCCACAUUGGAGACCGGAUCCUGGAAAUCAAUGGCACCCCCAUCCGGAAUGUUCCCCUGGAUGAGAUUGACUUGCUGAUCCAGGAAACGAGCCGCUUGCUCCAGCUGACUCUUGAGCAUGACCCCCAUGACACUGUGGGCCACGGAGCAGGGCCUGAGCCCAGUCCCCUGGGCUCCCCAGCUCACACUCCCAGCGGGGAGGCAGGCAGCACAACCCAGCAGAGACCUGUCCUGCGGAGCUGUAGCAUCGACAGGUCUCCAGGUGCCGGCUCGCUGAGCUCCCCCGCUGCCCUGCGCAAGGACCUGGGCCGCUCCGAAUCCCUCCGCGUGGUCUGCCGGCCUCACCGCAUCUUCCGGCCCUCGGACCUCAUCCACGGGGAGGUGUUGGGAAAGGGCUGCUUCGGCCAGGCCAUCAAGGUGACACACCGGGAGACGGGCGAGGUGAUGGUCAUGAAGGAGCUGAUCCGCUUUGAUGAGGAGACACAGAGGACCUUCCUCAAAGAGGUGAAGGUCAUGCGAUGUCUGGAGCACCCCAAUGUGCUCAAGUUCAUCGGGGUGCUCUACAAGGACAAGAGGCUCAACUUUAUCACAGAGUACAUCAAGGGGGGCACGCUGCGGGGCAUCAUCAAGAGCAUGGACAGCCAGUACCCCUGGAGCCAGAGGGUGAGCUUUGCCAAGGACAUCGCCUCAGGAAUGGCCUAUCUGCAUUCCAUGAACAUCAUCCACCGGGACCUCAACUCCCACAACUGCUUGGUCCGUGAGAACAGGAACGUGGUGGUGGCCGACUUCGGCCUGGCGCGGCUCAUGGUGGACGAGAAGACACAGCCUGAGACCCUGCGGAGCCUCAAGAAGACGGAUCGCAAAAAGCGUUACACAGUGGUGGGCAACCCCUACUGGAUGGCUCCUGAGAUGAUCAACGGCCGCAGCUAUGAUGAGAAGGUGGACGUGUUUUCCUUUGGAAUCGUCCUGUGUGAGAUCAUCGGGCGGGUGAACGCAGACCCUGACUACCUACCCCGCACCAUGGACUUCGGCCUCAAUGUGAGGGGUUUCCUGGACCGCUACUGCCCCCCGAACUGCCCCCCAAGCUUCUUCCCCAUCACUGUGCGCUGCUGUGACCUGGACCCUGAAAAGAGACCCUCCUUUGUGAAGCUGGAACAAUGGCUAGAGACCCUCCGCAUGCACUUGGCCGGUCACCUGCCACUGGGCCUGCAGCUGGAGCAGUUGGACAGGGGCUUCUGGGAGACCUACCGGCGCGGCGAGAGUGGACUGCCCGCCCACCCCGAGGUCCCUGACUGAGCCUAUCCCGCCCAGAUCCCCACCUC
This is a messenger RNA of Chrysochloris asiatica (Cape golden mole), 1911 nucleotides long. It is a transcript of the gene LIMK1, whose product is annotated as LIM domain kinase 1. Gene Ontology annotation, cellular component: neuron projection; cytoplasm; nucleus. The transcript is spliced from 15 exons. Gene Ontology annotation, molecular function: protein binding; protein serine/threonine kinase activity; ATP binding. Gene Ontology annotation, biological process: protein phosphorylation; actin cytoskeleton organization; positive regulation of stress fiber assembly. Bases 230 to 1885 code for a protein of 551 amino acids. The record is from RefSeq and is a predicted model, not a curated record. Lineage: Eukaryota; Metazoa; Chordata; Mammalia; Afrosoricida; Chrysochloridae.